CACCCGCCAAACCGCGUAACUAAAAUGUAGCAAUGCGGAAAACGCUGAAGUCGCUGGGCUUUCUGUAGUGAGUCAGUCACCCAAACAACAUGUACUGACUUUAUGUCGCUUCCAAUCGACUGAUAAGGUCCCAUGAAUCGAUAGGAAGUGCAUUUGACAGACUGUCAGUAUGGCAGAGGGCUUUUUGAUGGAAGUGUGUGUGGACUCCGUGGAGUCUGCUGUCAAUGCUGAGCGAGGAGGUGCUGGUCGACUUGAGCUGUGCUCCAGUCUUCUGGAGGGAGGGCUCACUCCCAGUCUGGGUCUCCUGCAGAUAGUCAAGCGAUAUGUCAAAAUUCCAGUCUAUGUGAUGAUACGUCCUCGUGGGGGGGACUUCCUGUACUCAGAUCAGGAGGUGGAGGUGAUGAGGAAAGACAUAGAGCUGAUGAAGAGCCACGGGGCUGAUGGACUAGUGCUGGGAGCCCUGACAGAGGAUGGACGAGUGGACACGGAGCUCUGCAUGGAGUUACUAGCUGCUGCUCGUCCUUUGCCUGUCACUUUCCACCGAGCUUUUGACAUGGUUCAUGACCCAGCGGUUGCUCUGGAGACUUUGGUAUCAUUAGGGUUCCAGCGCGUGUUGACAAGUGGCUGUGACAGCUCUGCUUUGGAAGGACUCCCCCUCAUUAAACGGAUCAUUGAUCAAGCUAAAGGGAGAAUUAUCAUAAUGCCAGGAGGGGGCAUCACAGAGAGGAACCUGCAGAGAAUCUUAGAGGGAUCGGGUGCUCAAGAGUUUCACUGCUCAGCCCGUUCCAGUAAGGAAUCUGCAAUGAAGUUCAGGAACACCUGUGUGACGAUGGGAGCUGCUUUCUCAGCACCUGAGUAUGGCCUAAAGGUGGCAGAUGUGCGCAAAGUUCGCACUCUCAAUGCAAUUGCCAGAAAUACCUUGUGAAUGGGUACUGCACAAUCAUGACAGACAGCAAAACAGAUACCUCAAGAGUGAUCAUGAGUAAUUAUACUGAUAAGUCAUCAUUUAUUUUCUGUAAGUCCCAGAAAAAGAAGACAUUUCAGAAUUGCUUUUCCCUCCUUUUUUUUAAUCACUGACCGUCCUUGUAAAGUUAGAGCUCAGGGACAGCCCCGCAGCCUUCUGGGAAAUGCAAUCUCUUUAAGUAUCUCACAGUGCAGAGAGCUGUAGAUAAUUUGUACAAUUUUAAACCUGUAUGUGGCCUCAGAGAUCAUAUAACGAAAUAUACAGUAGAUUGUUAAAUUAGAAAUGGCCGUGUUCCUAAAACUAAAGAAAAGCACUAUCUGUGCUUCUGCUGUUUUCAUAACAGUAUGUUUUCCAUUUGUGAUAUUGUUGACCUAUAUUUAUUUACGGCACUCCCUAUUUACAAUGGAAGAUAAUGCAAAGAUGUGACCUCCUGUACUUUACAAGGACAGAAACAUUAUGACUUGAUUCAGUUUGCUCAUAAUGUAAUAAAAAUCAGGAAAUUUCAAAGUUCA
This is a messenger RNA of Lates calcarifer (barramundi perch), 1476 nucleotides long. RefSeq names its product cutC copper transporter homolog (E. coli) (gene cutc). Lineage: Eukaryota; Metazoa; Chordata; Actinopteri; Centropomidae. The record is from RefSeq and is a predicted model, not a curated record. The transcript has 9 exons. Gene Ontology annotation, molecular function: copper ion binding. Bases 170 to 925 code for a protein of 251 amino acids.